ACCAUGUAUCAAUAUUGUGAGAGAGAAGCUCUUCCCUCUCUCUAGAAAUUAGGGUUUCUUGGUUCUCUCUUCCUCAAUGGUUGUGAGCCGCCACUUCCUCUCUUGUAGGGAUCUCUCCUCUGCCAUCAGAGCUCAUCCUCUCCGAAAUGGAGUUUGUCCCCUCCCUUGUGGAGGUUCUUCUCCCAUGAAUGUGGGUUUUUCUUCUUUCUUCUUUAUCCCUGUUAACUCUACAUCUCCAUUGUUUCCUUUUCAUGUCCCACCACCAAUUUCCAUUGUGGUUUCUCUUCUCUCUGUCAACAAGCACGCUGUUGUGCUCUCAAAUCUGAAUCUAACUUUCCUAACCAACCAUUUUGAGCUCUAUGGCCAUGGAAGAAGACCCCCACCGGAGCCACCACCACCAGAAGAUGCAGAAGGUCUGAGAUUAUGGGUUUGUGGGUCAUUUAUUUUUGUAGUGUUGUACUGUUUUUAUGUGUUUUGUAUUGUGUGUUUAAGUUUAGUUUAUUUUAAGUAUGCUCUCAAGGUGUUUGAUGUAAGGCCCCAAAGAAGUAUGGAUGUUAAGGCAAUUGUUUUGAGUAAGGAUCUAAUAGUGGUUGUUGCAAACAAGUCUCUCUUCUUCUUCACUCAACAGAUGGAUCAUUCACGUGUGGUGAGUUUACCCGAUUUCGAGAACCCGGAUAGUCGAUCUGCGCGUCCACAAGCCAAAGAAAUGAUCCGUAAUUGGAUAGAUUUAAAGACUGUGGUUCCUCAACCCACUUAUCACUUGUGGAAGAAAUUUGCUUGGGUGAUUGGAUUAAGUUAUUUGUUUGGUCAUGCAUUGUUGGGUUCUAUUUUCUCAAAGCUUUUUGAUGCUCAAGUCUUGGUUGGCUUAAUUGUUUGUGUUGUUUUUCAAUUGUGGUUGGGGAAUGUCCUAACACAAUGUGUCUCUCUUUAUUUGUAUUUGAUUUAUCUUAUCUAA
This is a messenger RNA of Trifolium pratense (red clover), 955 nucleotides long. RefSeq lists its product as uncharacterized. Bases 77 to 955 code for a protein of 292 amino acids. NCBI's taxonomy places the organism in Eukaryota, Viridiplantae, Streptophyta, Magnoliopsida, Fabales, Fabaceae. The transcript is spliced from 3 exons. The record is from RefSeq and is a predicted model, not a curated record.